CGCGGCUCCGGGUUGACCAUGUGUUGUGUGACUGCCACCGGACGGCUGUCGGUAGAAAGUGCAGGAAAACGUGCCACACGGUGACACACACACAACCAUGCAGGCAGCUCGACCCGGACCAGCAGCGGCAGCGGCAGCGGCAGCGGCAGACAUGUAAAGAUGGAUUAGAAAAUUAUGUGCCUCGGCUGUCAUCAUCAACAUGUUCCCGGGAGUUUUCUAUGCAUUGCUGGCGGGUUUCCUCGGGGCCGUGGCGUCGUCAUCGGCCAAACUGUCCCUCGGAGCCGACUAUCUGAAGGGAGUCUGUGAAACCGGACUCCGGACGUGGGGAGAGCAGCGGAAAUUUAGACAAGCGGACGAAACUACCGCCUGUGACCGGCUCCAUAUUCCUCUGAGGCUGCUGUGUGGAGGGCUGCUUUUCACCUGCAAUGCUGUGAUGUGGACUUUCCUUGCCAAAGCACUCAGGUACUCCUCUUCCUCCACCCGCACCACUGUGACCACCACCGCCUCCAACUUCAUAUCUUCCGCUUUCCUGGGGCAGCUGAUCUUUGGUGAAGCUCAGAUAACGUUGUGGUGGGUUGGGAUCUCGCUGACCUUCUCUGGUCUCUUGGUACUGCAGAGGGUUUCACCGCAGGAUGGACAUCAUAACACAGUCGCCAAGGAUGAAUAAUAUGCCUCGUCUCCACUAGCUCAGUUCAGCCUGGCUCCAGCUGGCUGUGGUAUGUGGUGUGUUUUGGGCAGCAUCUCCUCUGAUCUAAACAUCUAGCCAAAGAAACGUAAAAGCAUAUUCGGUCCAUUUUGGACUACAGUUUUAUUAAUCAAAUUGUCCUUUUAGAUGAAGAGGAAACACCUUAUUUAGAAUCAGUGAAGAUUUCUGCCUCAGGUUGCUGUUUGUGGCCCUGCCAGCUGAGAAACUCUGCUGGCUCAGCUGUGGCGCAGCCUUGUUUAGGCCUGUUCUAAAAUCAGAGGAGAUGUUGGCCUUCAGCCAGUCUGACCAUGGCACAGCUGCAGUCUGGCUAGUGGAGACAAGCUAAUGGAUGCCUGUGCCCAGCUUCCCAGAAGCUCUAAAAUCAUCUUUAUCCACAGGCUUAACAAUGAAGCAAAAAUGAUACUAGCUUUAGUCAACAACAGCACAACAAGUCAUGAGCUAACAGAACAGAUGUGAAGGAAGGGAAGAGACUAAAAGGAAUCAGUUGACGUUUGGGGAAAUGUACUUAUUUGCUUUCCUCCUGAGAGUUUGAUGAGACACCACGCCCAGCGGCUGGUUAGCUUAGCUUAGCAUAAUGAGUGGAAGAGAUAACAGCCAGCCUGGCUCUGUAUGAAGGUGACAAAAUCUGCCUACCAGCACCUCUAAAGCUCAAUGAUUUGUAUUUGUGUGGAUUGAACAAAGAGGCAGACUAUGUUACCCUUAGACAGAGCCAAGCUAGCUGUUCCCCCUGUUUCCAUUCAUUAUGCUAAGCUAAGCUAACAUCUCUUCAUAUUUAACAGACACAUGACGGUGGCAUCACUCCUCUCAUCUUACCCUCAGCAAGAAGCGACACGAGUGCAUCUCUUAAAAUGCUGGACUAUUCCUUUAAAGGAAGAGCGUCCUUAUAAUUUGAGAACAUGCGUGCAUAUAGACUGAUCUGACACUCUUUUAGGUUUCCUUCAUGAGCAAAGGACAGGACAGGCAGCAUCAUUGGCUAUGCGCAUGAUGUCAUCAUUAAUCAGCUUGUGCAUUAUGUAUCGCAGCCAUCAGCCAAAGCUUUCUUAAUUCUCACAUUUCCUUAAGCUACUACGACACUCACUGUAAACAUCCUCCACUGACGUCGCAUUUUUAUGCAUGCUCAAGGCGAUGUUAUAAAUGAAGCACUUAGCUAACGAGGUGUUUUCACAAGAAAUAAUACUAAUGUAGCGCUGAAAGGCUUUUCCCUGGUUAGAAUUUGCUCUCUGCCUGGGUCUUUCUUUUCACUAAUUAAUUUGCCUUUCUUGAUAGCUUGAACCUUAACCACAUAAUACGAGCAUGCCACAUGUUUUCAGAGGCAGCUGGUCUUCCAUUUCAUGAUACACGCGUGCCUGAGCUCAAGCAUGUCACACCAAAGCAUCCUGAAGCGUUAGUCCACAUCAGAGCGAAGUCCCUGCGAGCCGCUUCAUUUCAUUAAACUCAAACUGUCUCUGCAAACAGAAGGAGACAGCACGUGUCCUCUUAAAUGCCUGUUGAGUUUUAUGUGGCCUGCAUUUGCAAUCUCAUAUUAUUCUGUUGCACAUUAUGAAUAUCAGCCCAUCACUCAUCACCUCUCUGGGUUUCAUAUUCACCUGGAUUCAUUAAAAGCCUCCCCUCAGCAUCCCCGGAGUUGUCAGUGAGAGUGCAAUAACAUUACACUUCUUCUAAAUCUCAUAACACUGUGAUGUGUGUAAUAGCGAGGGACUUUGAGCAUUAAUAAUUGAAGCAUAGAAAAUGGCAAUAUAUGCUACUAGAGGGAUGUUCUGUCAGCAUAAAUCAGCUAAUACUGCAGUAUACAGGAUUUUUUGGACAUGACAUCAAAGAUUGCUUUAUUGAACAGUACUUUUAAGAUCACACUUUGCUGUUUGGAUACAUAUCAUAAUAUAAAUGCAUAACGGUAGCUAUAAUACCUGUCUGUAAUAUUCCCACAGCAGCAAUGCACAAAUAUAUCAGAUGUCCUUCCAAGCGCUGCUGUGCAGGUUUUGUAUCAUGUGAUUUACAUGCAUCCCUAUUAAUGUGACUGCAGUGACAAUGUGAUUAUACAGCUCUUAUAUUAAAGGCCGGCUGAGUGAUGUUUCAUAGCAGGGCUGUACUCGCCACGCAGGAUCACAGCCACGCAUAGGCAGCGACAUCAAGUGUAUUCAGUUGUUUGCGCCUCUACGUUUUGGGAUCCUGUGUGUGUUUGUGUUUAAAGAACAGUUAAAUAUUUUGGGAAAUUAUAAUUAUUCAUUUUCAUGCCAAGAGUUGGUUGAGAAGAUUAAUACCAAUCUCAUGUCUGGAUGGUAAUUAUUAAGAUGGGGCUAGCGACUGGUUCGCUUAGUUUAGCAUAAAGACUGGAAAACAUGGUGAAACAGCUAGCUUGGCUCUGUCCAAAGGAAAGAAAAUAUACCUACCAGCACCUCUGAAGUUCACUAAUUAACAUAAUAUUUGUCCUUAACAUAUUAUAGGUAAUAUUUAAUCUUAAUUUUAGUCAACAAAAGCAUCCUCAUGAGGUAACAGAAGAGAUGUAAAGGAAGGAAGAACAGAAAAAUGUUUGUUGAUACCCGUCUCGUGUCUGUCAGAUUAAUAUGAAACUGAAGCUAGUAGACAAUUAGCUUAGCUUAGCAUAAAGACUGUAAACUGGGGGGAAUCGUUAGCCUGGCUUUGUCCAAACGUAACAGUCUCCACCUACUAGCAACUCUAAAGCUCACCAAUAAAUAUGUUGUAUCUCGUGCAAAAAAUAAUUUAAUAGCAACAAACAUGUUAAUUAGUGAGAUUUAGUGGUGCUGGUAAGUGAAUUUUGUUUCCUUUGGACAGAGUCAGGAUACCGCUUUCACUCUGUUUACAGUCUUUAGGCUAAGCUAAGCUAACUGGCUGCUGGGUCUAGUUUCCUGUUUAUUGCAUAGAUAUGAGAGAAAGUUGUGAUUUUAUUGGUGUUUGUGUGCUGGACAGCCAGCAGAAGCUGGUUAAGAAAUGUAUAUCCAGUAUAAAACCUUUUAAUAAAAACAUAAAAUGUGUUAUUUAGUUAGCUUUGGAGUUGCUGGUAGGUAGAUCUUGUUACCUCCGGACAGAGCCAGGCUAGCUGUUUCCUCCUGUUCUUAGUCUUUAUGCUAAGCUAAGCUAACUGGCUGCUGGCUGUAGCUUCAUAUUUAACACACAGACACGAGAGUGGUAUUAAUCUUCUCGUCUAACUCUCAGCAAGAAAGAGAAUAAGUGUAUUUCCCACAGUGUCAAACUAUUCCUUUAACCUACCUUUAAUCCGUAAUCCUUGCUUUUGACUCUUCAGAUUUUUUCGGUGCCUGGCUUUUCUCCAGUUAACGGCAUGAUAUGAGGGUAAACCAUCUACCUGUGAACCCACUCUCACUGUAACAUAACCAGUCAGAGCUUUGCAGUAGCCACAUUUCUAGCUCUGUGACAGCGGCAUGGCCCUGAGUGUGACAUAUUUAUAUCAGUGUGCACAUAAACUGUAGAUGUGGUUGUACAGAGAGAUUAGAAAACCACUGAAGUGCGAUCUUAUCCUGACAAGGUGUGUGUCACGUUGACGUGUUAAUGUGCUGCAGUUCAAAAAACUGUAAAUCUACUCUAUCAGUAAAGUUUAGACAUAAGUCUUGGUGUAGUGUUGACACCAGUACCAAUAUUUAAUGACAGGAGGAGAAUAAUAGAAAAAAAAGUAUUUGCAGAUUAGUUAUCACUUUAAUCUGAAGCUGCACCGACAAAUUUGAUUAGAAGGAGAUUGCUCUGAUACAAAUCGUUCAUAACAUCUUACACAUUAUGUGAUGCAAAGGUUUGUAAAAGUGUAAAUAUAUUCUGUUAAUAGGAAAUAUUUAAGAGGAAGUGUAAAUUGCCAUCUCCCCUGAGAGAAGCAACACUGUUGAAUUAUUAAUUAAACAUCUCAUCUGACAAACAAGAUUCAACUGGAUUGUGUUCAACUGGAUGCGAGUGUCUGUGUUCUCCUGCAGCAAACACUUUGAGACUUUGUACUCAUUUAGCUCAGUGUCGUCUCUUUGCAUUCAAACACUAUAAUGUCUAAUGGGGAUGAUGCUCACUGGACCUAAUGGGGCUGCAUGUAAUGUUAGCCUCGAGCUAGUUUAACAUCAACUUACACAGUGGGUUUAUGCUCCAUUAGACCUGUUCCCUUCCUUUAAAUACCACUUGCACAAACACAAGACAAAACAUGAAUCUGUUUGAAGCCCUUUGAGAAAAACAAUGGCAGACAGUAUAGUUAUGUUCAUUUGAAGCUUUUCCAUUAUUAUUAUUAUCAUUUGACACAUGUACAACUUUCUCAGUAUCAAAAGGCUGUGGGGUUUUUUUUCAUCCCUAAAUAAUAUGCAUAGAUUUGUCACAAAGGAAGACUUAAAAAAAACAAAAAACUGUAAUUUCUCAUUUUCCUGUAGACGUUUUCAAUUACUUUUAAAUGUUUCUGCAAGGAUGACUGAUUUUUUUUUUUUUUCAUUUUUAUCUGGCACAAGUAUCAAACUAGUAUCAUUUAGCAAAUUAGAAAAUAUUCAUAAACCUUUCUAUGUAUUAUAAUUGGGUACAAGAUAGUUAUUACAUUUAAAAACUAAAAUCUUAUUGAAGAAUGAUUGAUGACCACAAAAAAGGAACCCAGUCAAUAAAAUAUCCAUAAAAUGAACAUAAAUGUAAUAUUUUGUUUUACCUUUCUGCACCUUUAAAGGGGUAAAGCGUAAUUCUUUCAGUUUACAGAUGUUUUCUAAUGACGGGCUGCAAAAUUACAGGCGUAUACAGCACAAGCCUUGAAUUUACUGUAAAAGUUUAAUGUAUUUACAAAUGAUAGUAUAAUUUAAUGGUAACUGAACUUUAGUAUGGUUGUUACAACCUGUUGGUUUUUUACUCUAUCAAAUGUUUCUGAAUUUAAAAUGAGUUUAUCUGUCAAAAUAUAAAGCAAAUUGAUACAUUUAAUGUCGAGACUCUGAAGUUGUGUCACAUACAGUUUUAUUUCAUUCCCCUUUAAACAAAUACCACAGUCAAAAAGAAAAAAAAAAAAAAACAUCAUGUGGUCUACAGUAAGUUUUACAAAUGGUAUUCAUACCUGACCA
Molecule: messenger RNA, 5736 nt
Organism: Larimichthys crocea (large yellow croaker)
Lineage: Eukaryota; Metazoa; Chordata; Actinopteri; Sciaenidae
Gene: tmem42b
Product: transmembrane protein 42b
Exons: 3
Coding region: 200-667 (155 amino acids)
Source: RefSeq, a predicted model, not a curated record